AUGUCAUUCCACAAGCUGGUCCGAUUUGAAGCCGAAGGCCAUGUGCAUUAUGGCGACCUACUAGAGCAUGAUGUAAAAUUCACUAUCCGACGGCUCAACGGCAGCCCUUUCACGCGUCUAGAUGCGACUAAAGAUAUAUUCACAGUGGACAAGCUCCUUUGCCCAUUGGAACACACUCCUAUCGUUAUCUGUGUCGGUCUUAAUUACAGAAAGCAUGCUGAAGAAGCAAACCUUCCCAUUGCUAGAGACCCAAUUAUAUUUAUGAAACCUUCGGACGCUCUUGCAGCGUCUGAAGAUAUUAUUAGCGUACAUCCUGGUGCUCAAGAAAUGCUCGACUUUGAAGGAGAGCUUGUCGCAAUUAUUGGUCGUGAUGCCAAGAACGUCUCUGAAGAAGCGGCCCUCGACAUUGUUCUUGGAUACACUACCGGCAAUGAUUUGAGUGCCAGGAACCUCCAAUUGCCCCAGGUUUCAGGGGGUCAGUUUUGCUACGCCAAGUCUUUUGAUGGAUUUGCUCCAAUUGGUUCAUACAUAACUACAGCUGAAGAUGUUUCUAAUCCCCAGACGCUUAACCUCGUAACAAAAGUGAACGGAGCCAUCAAGCAGCAAUCAAGCACCGCGGACAUGAUAUGGACCGUUAGGCAAAUAAUAGCACAUCUUUCUCGCGGUAUAACACUACGCAAGGGAACCAUUAUCAUGACUGGGACUCCUUCUGGAGUUGGAUUCUCUACUGGGCAAUUUCUUAAGGAUGGAGAUGUGGUGGAAGUUGAAAUCUCCAAUCUUGGUUCAACUCGAAACAAACUGAAUUUUGAAUAA
Messenger RNA from Talaromyces proteolyticus, 813 nucleotides. Its product is annotated as fumarylacetoacetate hydrolase family protein. The record is from RefSeq and is a predicted model, not a curated record. NCBI's taxonomy places the organism in Eukaryota, Fungi, Ascomycota, Eurotiomycetes, Eurotiales, Trichocomaceae. The transcript is spliced from 3 exons. The coding region runs from base 1 to 813 and encodes 270 amino acids. Gene Ontology annotation, molecular function: acetylpyruvate hydrolase activity.